Molecule: messenger RNA, 2361 nt
Organism: Puntigrus tetrazona (Sumatra barb)
Lineage: Eukaryota; Metazoa; Chordata; Actinopteri; Cypriniformes; Cyprinidae
Gene: fech
Product: ferrochelatase
Exons: 11
Coding region: 175-1404 (409 amino acids)
Biological process (GO): heme biosynthetic process
Molecular function (GO): protoporphyrin ferrochelatase activity
Source: RefSeq, a predicted model, not a curated record
CAGGGGCACGUCAUCACGCCGUGAUAACAGUGGCACCGAUCGGCGGCUCUAUAUCGGAAUUUGGGCGCUCUGGAAAGACCGCGGGGGCAAAAGGAGAGCUUUCAUUCAGCAGUUCGAGCACUUCGCCGUUUUCCGCCGUCAAAGCAGGGAGACUUCACGCCACAGCGCGAAACAAUGGCGGUUUUGGGAGGCGCGUGCCGGCUCGUGCAGCUGGUCAGGGUGAGUCCGCCGGUGAGUUUGUGCAGGAGUGUGUUUCUCAGACGGCAGUCGACGGCUGCAGCAGCUGCGUUCGCCAGCUCCGCCGCUCCAGAGACUCAAGAGAACAGGAAACCCAAAACGGGGAUCCUGAUGCUGAACAUGGGCGGCCCGGAGAAGCUGGAAGAUGUGCAUGACUUCCUCUUACGGCUCUUCAUGGACACAGACCUCAUGCAGCUUCCGGUGCAGAAUAAACUCGGCCCUUUCAUCGCCAAAAGACGAACCCCAAAGAUCCAGGAGCAGUACAGUAAGAUCGGAGGAGGAUCUCCUAUCAAAGCCUGGACCACCAUGCAAGGAGAAGGGAUGGUGAAGCUUCUGGACGAGAUGUGUCCGGAGACGGCUCCUCACAAGUUCUACAUCGGGUUCCGGUACGUUCAUCCUCUGACGGAGGAGGCCAUCGAUCAGAUGGAGAAGGAUGGAGUGGAGAGAGCCGUGGCCUUCACACAGUACCCACAGUACAGCUGCUCCACCACAGGCAGCAGUCUGAAUGCCAUCUACAGAUACUACAGCAACCGCAGCGACAGGCCCAAGAUGCGCUGGAGUGUGAUUGACAGAUGGCCGACACACCCACUGCUGAUAGAGUGUUUUGCUGAACAUGUUCGUAAUGAGCUGGAGAAGUUUCCUCCGGAGAAGAGAGACGAUGUGGUGAUCCUGUUCUCGGCUCACUCUCUGCCGCUGUCUGUGGUGAACCGAGGCGAUCCGUAUCCUCAGGAGGUCGGUGCGACGGUCCAGAGGGUGAUGGACCGGUUAGGACACUGUAACCCUUACAGACUCGUCUGGCAGUCAAAGGUGGGGCCGAUGGCGUGGCUGGGGCCCCAGACGGAUGAGGUCAUCAAGGGCCUCUGUCAGCGCGGGAAGAAGAACCUGCUGCUGGUGCCCAUCGCUUUCACCAGCGACCACAUCGAGACGCUGCACGAGCUGGACAUCGAGUACUCGCAGAUCCUCGGGGAAGAGUGCGGUGUGGAGAACAUCAGACGAGCCGAAUCUCUCAACGGCAACCCGCUGUUCUUCAGGGCGCUGGCGGAUCUGGUUCAGUCUCACCUGAAGUCUAACGAGCCGUGUUCCCGUCAGCUCACCCUCCGCUGUCCGCUCUGCAUCAACCCCACCUGCGCUCAGACCAAGGCCUUCUUCGCCAGCCAGAAACCCUGACCUCUGACCUCGAGGUUAGCUUGAACCCGCGCGGCUCAGAGGGCAAAGCCGGCGCUCGAGGGUGCUUUCAGUCCGAGAUGAGUCACAAGUGCCGCCCUCGUGAAAAACGCGCGCACUUUUUUUUUUUUUUUUUUUUUUUUUUUCUCCCCGGCUCACAUUCCGACCUUCUCCGUCUCUGAACAUCCGCAUCCUCUUCGGACUUUUUAGUUUCCCUCUCGGCCUUUCGCUCCGGAGUUUUUCUUGCAUGCGAUCUGAGGACGCUUGUGUCUUCCCUCAAAAAAAAAACAAAACACGAAAUGCAGUCCAAAAAACAAAAAAUGCAAAAGCAGUCGGCGUGGAACAAAUGAGGCAUUUCCGGUUGAAACGGCUAAUAAACGUGGUGCUGAAGCUGAGCGCGCGUGCAUUCGUGCAUCCGACCGGCUUUAAAGAAAUCCUUCACAUUCGUUCUUUCAAACCUGUCUGACUUUAGUUCUUCUGUGGAAAUGUUGCGCACAAAAGCGGUAUCGUAUGACUUCAGAGUAGUAAUAUAAUAUAAUAUAAUAUAUACUUUUUACAAUUAUGAUUUUUAUGUCCGUAGGAAGCACGUUAAAAGUGUUUCAAAUACGUUUUUGGAGAAUAAAAUGUCAAAAUUUGGUUGAAAUAAUGGUACAUUUUGUUUUUGUAAAAAUUAAAGCAACAUGCUUAUUCUGACUUUUUUUACGUAUUGUUUUACAUUAUUAAAAUUUAUAAAAGGUAAAAAUAAGGAAAAUUUAUUGUUUGAAUUGAGUAAAAAAAAAUCUUACCGAAAAUAAUGGAUGGUGACGCAUUUAGAAAAUGUGCAACUAAUUAGUGUUUGGGGUGAAAGUAAUUUAUCUUUAAACUGAUUUGUGUUGUAAAUAUUAACAAUAUUAAAGAUUGCUACACUGAAUGACAUUUUAGUGGAAAAAUUGUAUUGUAUUAUAUUGUAUUGUAUUAUAU